AUGAAGGAGAAGAAGAAGAAGGUGGCGAAGAAUGAGAAGAAGGAGCCCCUGGAGGCGAUGCACGAGAAGGGAAUGUCGGAGGAUCCGCGCUACGGGCAGAUGAAGGGGAUGGGAAUGCGCCCGGGGGGGCACGCGGGAAUGGGGCCCCCCCCCAGCCCCAUGGAUCAGCAUUCCCAAGGUUACCCCUCCCCUCUGGGGGGCUCCGAGCACGCCUCCAGCCCGGUGCCGUCCAACGGCCCCUCCGGCGGCUCGGCCGGCGGCUCCGGCGCGGCGCUGGACGGCUCCGGCUCCGACUCGCCGGCGCUGGGCCGCGGCCCGUCGCCCUUCAACGCCGCGCAGCUGCACCAGCUCCGUGCCCAAAUCAUGGCCUACAAGCUGCUGGCGCGGGGGCAGCCGCUGCCCGAGCACCUCCAGGUGGCCGUGCAGGGCAAGCGGCCGCUGCCGGGGAUGCAGCCGCAGAUCCCCGCUCUACCUCCGCCCGCCGGCGCCGCGCAGGGCCCGGGGCCAGCGCCCGGAGCGGGGCCGGCGCCGCCCGGCUACUCCAGACCUCACGGUUACCCCUCCCCUCUGGGGGGCUCCGAGCACGCCUCCAGCCCGGUGCCGUCCAACGGCCCCUCCGGCGGCUCGGCCGGCGGCUCCGGCGCGGCGCUGGACGGCUCCGGCUCCGACUCGCCGGCGCUGGGCCGCGGCCCGUCGCCCUUCAACGCCGCGCAGCUGCACCAGCUCCGUGCCCAAAUCAUGGCCUACAAGCUGCUGGCGCGGGGGCAGCCGCUGCCCGAGCACCUCCAGGUGGCCGUGCAGGGCAAGCGGCCGCUGCCGGGGAUGCAGCCGCAGAUCCCCGCUCUACCUCCGCCCGCCGGCGCCGCGCAGGGCCCGGGGCCAGCGCCCGGAGCGGGGCCGGCGCCGCCCGGCUACUCCAGACCUCACGGUGAGGAUGGGCUGGGAACGAAGCUGCUGCCGCCGCCGCCCGCCGGCCGCCCGUCCCCCGUGCCCCCGGCCGUGCCCCCGGCGUCCCCCGGGCCCCCGCCGCCCUCGCCGGGGCAGCCGGCGCCGCCGGCGCUGCCGAUCCACCCCAAGCAGAACCGGAUCACGCCCAUCCAGAAACCGCGCGGGCUCGACCCCGUGGAGAUCCUGCAGGAGCGCGAGUACAGGCUCCAAGCGCGCAUCGCCCACCGCAUCCAAGAGCUGGAGAACCUGCCCGGCUCGCUGGCCGGAGACCUGCGGACCAAAGCCACCAUCGAGCUCAAGGCCCUGCGCCUGCUCAACUUCCAGCGCCAGCUGCGGCAGGAGGUGGUGGUGUGCAUGCGGCGGGACACGGCGCUGGAGACGGCGCUCAACGCCAAGGCCUACAAGCGCAGCAAGCGGCAGUCGCUGCGCGAGGCCCGGAUCACCGAGAAGCUCGAGAAGCAGCAGAAGAUCGAGCAGGAGAGGAAGCGCCGGCAGAAGCACCAGGAAUACCUCAACAGCAUCCUGCAGCACGCCAAGGACUUCAAGGAGUACCACCGGAGCGUCAGCGGGAAGAUCCAGAAGCUGACCAAGGCCGUGGCCACCUACCACGCCAACACCGAGCGCGAGCAGAAGAAGGAGAACGAGCGCAUCGAGAAGGAGCGGAUGCGCCGGCUGAUGGUGAGCCGCGGUGGGACCGGCGUGGGGGGCCGGGCCGGGGGGUGCUGAGGGGUCCAGCUGGUGGCCAGGUCACCCCUGGUGUCCCUCAGGGGUCAGCUGUGGUCAGUGCUGUCAAAACACGAAGUGGUUGCACAGAAGUUUGGGGAGUUCAAAGAGAAAAAGAAGGCAGAGAGCGCCGAGGGACAGGCCCCGGCCAUCGGCCCCGACGGGGAGCCCCUGGACGAGACCAGCCAGAUGAGCGACCUCCCGGUGAAGGUGAUCCACGUGGAGAGCGGGAAGAUCCUGACGGGCACCGACGCGCCCAAGGCCGGGCAGCUGGAGGCCUGGCUGGAGAUGAACCCGGGGUACGAGGUGGCUCCACGCUCCGACAGCGAGGAGAGCGGAUCCGAGGAGGAGGAGGAGGAGGAGGAAGAGGAGCAGCCCCAGCCAGCCCAACCAGCGCUGCCCGUGGAGGAGAAGAAGAAAAUUCCGGAUCCAGACAGCGACGACGUGUCGGAAGUGGACGCCCGGCACAUCAUCGACAUGAGCCCGAUAAUCCCAGCGAAGGAGGGGAAACACCAAAUUUUCGACCUCAAAUCCCCUUUUUUCCUCAUUGUGCCCCUUUUUCUCCACCCCAGGCUGGAUUUGUACCGUGCCUCCGGGAAGUUCGAGCUUCUGGACCGGAUCCUGCCCAAACUCCGGGCCACCAACCACAAGGUGCUGCUCUUCUGCCAGAUGACCUCCUUGAUGACCAUCAUGGAGGAUUAUUUUGCUUACCGUGGCUUCAAAUACCUCAGGCUGGACGGCACCACCAAGGCCGAGGACCGGGGCAUGUUGCUGAAGACGUUCAACGAGCCGGGCUCGGAAUAUUUCAUCUUCCUGCUGAGCACGCGGGCCGGCGGGCUGGGCCUCAACCUGCAGUCGGCCGACACCGUCAUCAUCUUCGACAGCGACUGGAACCCCCACCAGGACCUGCAGGCCCAGGACCGGGCCCACCGCAUCGGGCAGCAGAACGAGGUGCGCGUGCUGCGGCUCUGCACCGUCAACAGCGUGGAGGAGAAGAUCCUGGCGGCGGCCAAGUACAAGCUGAACGUGGACCAAAAAGUGAUCCAGGCCGGGAUGUUCGACCAGAAAUCCUCCAGCCACGAGCGCCGCGCCUUAAAAAAAAACAUCGGGGGGGACGAGGAGCAGGAUGAGGAGGAGGACGAGGUCCCCGACGACGAGACCGUGAACCAGAUGAUCGCCCGGCACGAGGAGGAGUUCGACCUCUUCAUGGCCAUCGAGGAGGGCACCCUGGAGGAGAUCGAGGAGUUCCUCCAUUCCCCGUUCCCACGUCCCGGCUGUCCCCAUUCCACCGAGGAGGAGAUCGAGGAGUUCCUCCAUUCCCUGUUCCCAUCCCCACGUCUCGGCUGUCCCCAUUCCACCGAGGAGUUCCCCCGUUCCCCGUUCCCGUCCCCACGUCCCGGCUGUCCCCAUUCCACCGAGGAGGAGAUCGAGGAGUUCCCCUGUUCCUCAUUCCCGUCCCCACGUCCCGGCUGUCCCCAUUCCACCGAGGAGGAGAUCGAGGAGUUCUCCCAUCCCCACGCCAUCGAGGAGGAGAUCGAGGAGUUCCUCCAUUCCCCAUCCCCAUCCCCACGUCCCGGCUGUCCCCAUUCCACCGAGGAGGAGAUCGAGGAGUUCCCCCGUUCCUCAUUCCCAUCCCCACGUCCCGGCUGUCCCCAUUCCACCGAGGAGGAGAUCAAGGGGUUCCCCCAUUCCCUGUUCCCCGUUCCCAUCCCCACGUCCCGGCUGUCCCCAUUCCACCGAGGAGCUCCUCCAUCCCCAUCCCCACGUCCCGGCUGUCCCCAGGCCAUCGAGGAGGGCACCCUGGAGGAGAUCGAGGAGGAGGUGCGGCAGAAGAAGUCCUCUCGCAAGCGCAAGCGCGAGCCCGAGGGCCCCGCGGGGCCGGCGCCGGGCGCCCGCGCCCGCGACAAGGACGACGAGAGCCGCAAGCAGAAGAAGCGCGGCCGGCCCCCGGCCGAGAAGCUCUCCCCGAACCCGCCCCCCCUGACCCGCAAGAUGCGCAAGAUCGUCGACGCCGUCAUCAAGUACAAGGACAGCAGCAGCGGGCGGCAGCUGAGCGAGGUUUUCAUCCAGCUCCCGUCCCGCAAGGAGCUCCCGGAGUACUACGAGCUCAUCCGCAAGCCCGUGGACUUCAAAAAGAUCAAGGAGCGGAUCCGGAACCACAAGUACCGGAGCCUGAACGACCUGGAGAAGGACGUGAUGCUGCUGUGCCAGAACGCGCAGACCUUCAACCUGGAGGGCUCCCUGAUCUACGAGGACUCCAUCGUGCUCCAGUCCGUGUUCACCAGCGUCCGGCAGAAGGUGGAGAAGGAGGAGGAGAGCGACGGAGAGGAGAGCGAGGAGGAGGAGGAGGGAGAGGAGGAAGGAUCCGAGUCCGAGGCCCGCUCGGUGAAGGUGAAGAUCCGCCUGGGCCGCAAGGAGAAGGUUCCGGAACGCGGGAAGGGCCGGCGCCGGGGCGGGCGGGGCGGGCGGCCCAAACCCCUCCUGAGCGACGACGAGAGCGAGGACGAGCAGGAGGAGGAUCGCUCCGGCAGCGGCACCGAGGACGACUGACCCCGACAUUCCACGGCUCCCGAGCCCCCGACCCCCAAAACCGCCCCCCGACCCCCCAAAAUCCCCGUUCUGCCCCGUAGCUCCGACGGCAGCGACGCCGGAAUUCCCAAAAAUCCUGAGAAUCCCAAAAAAGCCACGCCCCCCCCGACCUCGCCCCUAUUUAUACCGGGAUCGUCCCGGGGGUCCCCAGGUGUCCCGGGUGGGCCCGGCCGGGUCCUUUGGGUGCUCCCAGAUCCAGAUGGUCCCAAAUUCGGGUGGUCCCGAGCGAUCCAGACCAUCCUGGAUCAUCCAAAAUCCAUCCUGGGUGAUCCAAAAUCCAUCCUGGACCACCCAAAAUCCAUCCUGGAUCAUCCAAAAUCCAUCCUGGGUGAUCUAAAAUCCAUCCUAGGUGAUCCAAAAUUCAUCCUAGGUGAUCCAAAAUUCAUCCUAGGUGAUCCAAAAUCCAUCCUGGACCACCCAAAAUCCAUCCUGGAUCACCCAAAAUCCACCCUGGAUCAUCUAAAAUCCAUCCUGGGUGAUCCUAAAUCCUCCUGGUUCACCCUAAAUCCAUCCUGGAUCAUCCUAAAUCCAUCCUGGGUGAUCCAAAAUCCUCCUGGGUGAUCCAAAAUCCAUCCUGGGUGAUCCAAAAUCCAUCCUGGAUCACCCAAAAUCCACCCUGGACCAUCCAAAAUUCAUCCUGGGUGAUCCAAAAUCCUCCUGGAUCAUCCAAAAUCCAUCCUGGGUGAUCCAAAAUCCUCCUGGGUGAUCCAAAAUCCAUCCUGGAUCACCCAAAAUCCAUCCUGGGUGAUCCAAAAUCCAUCCUGGAUCAUCCUAAAUCCAUCCUGGGUGAUCCAAAAUCCAUCCUGGAUCAUCCAAAAUCCAUCCUGGAUCAUCCAAAAUCCAUCCUGGGUGAUCCUAAAUCCAUCCUGGAUCAUCCUAAAUCCAUCCUGGGUGAUCCAAAAUCCUCCUGGGUGAUCCAAAAUCCAUCCUGGGUGAUCCAAAAUCCUCCUGGGUGAUCCAAAAUCCUCCUGAAUCAUCCAAAAUUCAUCCUGGUUCAUCCAAAAUCCAUCCUGGGUGAUCCAAAAUUCAUCCUGGGUGAUCCAAAAUCCAUCCUGGAUCACCCAAAAUCCAUCCUGGAUCAUCUAAAAUCCAUCCUGGGUGAUCCUAAAUCCUCCUGGUUCAUCCUAAAUCCUUCUGGAUCAUCCAAAAUCCAUCCUGGGUGAUCCAAAAUCCAUCCUGGACCACCCAAAAUCCAUCCUGGGUGAUCCAAAAUCCAUCCUGGACCACCCAAAAUCCAUCCUGGCCCAUCCAAAAUCCAUCCUGGACCAUCCAAAAUCCAUCCUGGAUCAUCCAAAAUCCAUCCUGGGUGAUCCUAAAUCCUCCUGGACCACCCAAAAUCCAUCCUGGAUCAUCCUAAAUCCAUCCUGGGUGAUCCUAAAUUCUCCUGGAUCAUCCAAAAUCCAUCCUGGGUGAUCCAAAAUCCUCCUGGACCACCCAAAAUCCAUCCUGGAUCAUCCCAACUCCAUCCUGGAUCAUCCAAAAUCCAUCCUGGGUGAUCCAAAAUCCAUCCUGGGUGAUCCUAAAUUCUCCUGGAUCAUCCAAAAUCCAUCCUGGGUGAUCCAAAAUCCAUCCUGGACCAUCCAAAAUCCACCCUGGCCCACCCAAAAUCCACCCUGGCCCACCCAGCUCCAUCCCGGGCAGCUGAGCUCCGCCUUGGGCCGUCCCCGGGACCGUCCCAGCCGAUCCCGAUCCCGAUCCCGAUCCCGAUCCCGAUCCCGAUCCCGUCGCUGCCCUGGGUUCCCAGCAGUCGAUAAUUAAUUAAUAAAUUAAUCCAACAGGA
Molecule: messenger RNA, 6040 nt
Organism: Lonchura striata (white-rumped munia)
Lineage: Eukaryota; Metazoa; Chordata; Aves; Passeriformes; Estrildidae
Source: RefSeq, a predicted model, not a curated record